Molecule: messenger RNA, 3888 nt
Organism: Chelonus insularis
Lineage: Eukaryota; Metazoa; Arthropoda; Insecta; Hymenoptera; Braconidae
Gene: pic
Product: DNA damage-binding protein pic
Exons: 4
Coding region: 158-3583 (1141 amino acids)
Biological process (GO): DNA repair; proteasome-mediated ubiquitin-dependent protein catabolic process
Cellular component (GO): nucleus; site of double-strand break
Molecular function (GO): protein binding; nucleic acid binding
Source: RefSeq, a predicted model, not a curated record
UUUGGUUUUUCAACGUGAACUUGUGGCCAACUUUAUGGCACAUGGAAUUGAAAAGCACCUAUAUUUGCAAAUAAUCCAAAGAAAAGUUUUGUUAAUUGUAUUUUUUUUUGUGAGAUAUUAGUAGCAAUAUUUAAUCAUUAAAGAGUAAUAAAAUAUUAUGAAAAGUAUGGCUCAUCAUUAUGUAGUAACAGCACACAAACCUACGGCGGUUAACGCUUGUGUUACCGGAAAUUUUACAUCCCCUACUGAUCUUAAUCUAAUCCUUGCUAAAAAUAUGCGCCUAGAAAUUUAUCUUGUUACUCCAGAAGGAUUAAGGCCACUAAAAGAAGUUGGCAUUUAUGGAAAAAUUGCCGAGAUAAAAUUUUUCAGGCCUCCUCACGAAAAGAAGGAUUUAUUAUUUCUUCUUACAUAUAGAUAUAAUGCAAUGAUUUUAGAAUGUGUUGGAGAUGGUGAAGAAAUUGAAAUAAUUACAAAAGCACAUGGAAAUGUAGCUGAUAGAAUAGGAAAACCAUCUGAAACAGGAAUAAAAGCAGUAAUUGAUCCAAAAGCAAGAGUCAUUGGUUUGAGACUUUAUGAUGGACUAUUUAAAAUAAUUCCCCUUGAUAAAGAUAACCCCGAAUUGAAAGCCUCUUCGAUUAGAAUGGAUGAACAAUUAGUUCAAGAUGUAGAUUUCUUAUAUGGAUGUGCUAAUCCAACACUGAUAAUUAUUCAUCAAGAUAUUAAUGGUCGUCAUGUAAAAACACAUGAAAUUUCACUGAAAGACAAAGAAUUUGUUAAAACUCUUUGGAAGCAGGAUAAUGUUGAACGAGAAGCAAUGAUGGUAAUUCCAGUUCCAUCUCCAAUAUGUGGAGCAAUAAUAAUUGGUCAAGAAAGUAUUUUAUAUCAUGAUGGAACAACUUAUAUUGCAGUUGUUCCACCCAUAAUUAAAUAUAGUACUAUCACUUGUUACGCUAAAAUUGAUGCACAAGGACUUAGGUACUUAUUGGGAGAUUUAGCUGGUCAUUUGUUUAUGUUGUUUUUGGAACAAGAAAAGAAACCUGAUGGGACAACAGUUGUGAAGGAUUUAAAAGUCGAGCUAUUAGGUGAAGUGAGUAUACCAGAGUGUAUCACAUAUUUAGAUAAUGGAGUAAUAUUCGUAGGAAGUCGUAUGGGAGAUUCCCAACUUAUUAAAUUGAUAACGAAAGCUGAUGAAAAUGGAUCUUAUUGUGUACCAAUGGAGACAUUUACAAAUUUGGCACCAAUUGUAGAUAUGGCAAUUGUAGAUUUAGAACGUCAAGGUCAAGGACAAAUGGUUACUUGCUCUGGAGCUUUUAAAGAAGGGUCUUUAAGAAUUAUUAGAAAUGGUAUUGGUAUUCAGGAACAUGCUAGUAUUGAUUUACCAGGAAUUAAAGGCAUGUGGGCUCUUAAAGUAGGUGGAGGGAAUUAUGAUAAUACUUUAAUCGUUGCUUUCGUUGGACAAACAAGGAUAUUAACAUUAAAUGGUGAAGAAGUUGAGGAAACUGAAAUUCCUGGCUUUGUAGCUGAUGAACAGACUUUUCAUACGGGCAAUGUAACUGAUGAUUUAUUUAUUCAAAUCACUCCUACAUCUGCUAGGUUGAUUUCUAAUGAAACAAAAACUGUUGUUUCUGAAUGGGAACCAACAAAUAAACGAACUAUCAGUGUCGUUGCAUGCAACGGAAAACAAGUACUUUGUGCUACCGGAAAUGAUGUUUUUUAUAUGGAAAUAAUUGACAAUAGAAUUGUACCUAAAGGUAUCACAACACUUCAACAUGAAGUAGCAUGUCUAGAUAUUUCACCUCUCGAUGGCUGUAAUGAAGCCAAAAUUGCCACUGUCGGUUUAUGGACAGAUAUAUCUAUUAGAAUUCUCACUCUUCCUGCUUUAGAAGAAAUAAAUAAGGAAUUACUUGGUGGAGAGAUUAUUCCAAGGUCCGUUUUGAUGACUUGUUUCGAAGGAAAUACGUACUUACUUUGCGCGCUUGGAGAUGGAAGUAUGUAUUAUUUUACUCUUCAAAAAGAUACGGGAAAUUUGUCUGAUAAGAAAAAAGUUACACUUGGAACUCAACCGACAGUUUUAAGAACAUUUAGGUCGCUCUCUACUACUAAUGUUUUUGCCUGCAGUGAUCGUCCUACUGUCAUUUAUUCGUCAAACCACAAAUUAGUUUUUAGUAAUGUCAAUCUAAAAGAAGUUAAUCAUAUGUGUUCAUUAAAUGCGGAGUCUUAUCCAGACAGUUUAGCACUAGCAACAGAUAGUACUGUAACGAUCGGUACUAUUGAUGAAAUACAGAAACUUCAUAUUAGAACCGUACCCCUAGGAGAAUCUCCAAGACGUAUCACAUACCAGGAAUCUUCUCAAACAUUUGGAGUUAUUACAAUGCGUGUUGAUAUUCAAGAAAAUAAUGGCGUUAGUAUUGUUAGACCAUCAGCUUCAACCCAGGCUGCUUCUACGUCAAGUAGCAGUCAAGUUUCAUCACAUAAUAAACCAGGUCAUACUACUUCUAGUGAAAUAGGUCAGGAUAUUGAAGUAAAUAACCUAUUAAUCAUCGACCAACAUACUUUUGAAGUUCUACACGCUCAUACGUUAAUGCCUAAUGAAUAUGCACUAUCUUUAAUUUCUACAAAACUUGGAGAAGAUCCAACAUCUUAUUUUGUAGUUGGUACAGCUCUUGUAAAUCCUGAUGAGACAGAACCGAAAAUGGGAAGAAUAUUGUUGUAUCACUGGAGUGAUGGAAAACUUACACAAGUAGCUGAAAAAGAAAUUAAAGGAUCUUGUUAUUCACUAGUUGAAUUCAAUGGAAAACUUCUUGCAAGUAUAAACAGUACAGUUCGUCUCUUUGAAUGGACAGCUGAAAAAGAAUUAAGACUUGAAUGUAGUCAUUUCAAUAAUAUAAUUGCACUUUUUUUAAAGACAAAAGGAGACUUUGUAUUAGUUGGAGAUUUAAUGAGAUCUUUUACGUUGCUCCAAUAUAAAACUAUGGAAGGUAGUUUUGAAGAAAUUGCUAGAGAUUAUAAUCCGAACUGGAUGACUGCCAUUGAAAUUCUUGAUGAUGACACUUUUCUUGGUGCUGAAAAUUGUUUUAAUCUAUUUGUGUGCCAAAAAGAUAGUGCAGCUGCCUCUGAAGAAGAGAGACAACAGAUGCAAGAAGUUGGACAGUUUCAUCUUGGAGACAUGGUAAAUGUUUUUAGACAUGGUUCUUUAGUUAUGCAACAUUUAGGAGAAUCUAGUACACCAACUCAAGGUUGUGUACUUUUUGGAACUGUCAGUGGAGCUAUUGGUUUAGUAACACAAAUUCCUGCACCUUUCUAUGAAUUUCUUCGUAAUCUAGAAGACCGACUUACUUCAGUAAUUAAAAGCGUUGGAAAAAUUGAACACAGCUUUUGGCGAAGUUUUAAUACUGAAUUAAAAGUCGAAGCUUGUGAAGGUUUUAUUGAUGGAGAUUUAAUUGAAAGCUUCUUAGAUUUGAGUCAUGAUAAAAUGGCUGAAGUUGCUAUGAGUCUUAUGGUUGAUGAUGGGAGUGGUAUGAAGAAAGAAGCUACAGUAGACGAUCUUGUAAAAAUAGUUGAAGAUCUAACAAGGAUACAUUAAUCUUCUUUUAAAAUUUUGUUAUAUAUAAUACUUUUAAGCAAUGAACACUUUUUACAGUUCCAUGAAUUAAUAUAAAAUCAUUUAAAAAUAGAAUUUACAUAAAAAAUGAUAAAGAAUAGAAAAUCCGUCAUAAUGACAAAAAUGUUUGAAAGACGAAAAGUGAUAUUGAAAUAUUUGUUCGCUCUUUGUAAACUUGAGGAUGAGCAAAAAAAUUACAGCUCAUGCUGUAUGAAAAAGAAUAAUUAUUCUAAAAUCAGCUUUAUACCUUUCUAAGUUGUAUUAUAAAAUAAAAAAAAAGGAAAUCA